Penicillium brevicompactum is the source of this 540-nucleotide messenger RNA. RefSeq lists its product as uncharacterized. NCBI's taxonomy places the organism in Eukaryota, Fungi, Ascomycota, Eurotiomycetes, Eurotiales, Aspergillaceae. Bases 1 to 540 code for a protein of 179 amino acids. The transcript has 3 exons. The record is from RefSeq and is a predicted model, not a curated record.
AUGGCCAAAUACCGCUCGCGCGAGGUCCGGAGACGAUACCACUGGCCCGAACUCCAGCUAAAUAUCUGGAUCAUGAUCGUGCUCUCGUGUUCCGCAACUUGUCUGGGUAUUUUCUCCUGGUUCAUGACUGUGCAAACGCAAAUGCAUCUCGGGACACCUUGGCUAUUCCCCUACAUGGCCGUAACCAGUGCGCUGGGCGUGGCAUUCAUCUUCGUGGUCCUCAUUCUAGCCCAGCGUCAUUUCCUCUUACCGGGGAUAAUCAUCAUCGGAAGCUUUAUUCUUUUCGUGCUGUGGUUGACGGGUCUGAUCGAGACUUCGUUACAGCUUUAUGGUGUUGUUGCGAAUGUCAAUUCCAAUUGCCAGAUCUAUGUUACGAAUAACAAGUCUUGGGGGAAUAAUAUUAAUACCCUGGCUUGGUUGACGCAGAAUACGAUUUGCAAUUGCUGGAAAACUGCUUUUGCUCUUGAGCUUGUCAAUACGAUCUUCUAUCUUUGGAUGAUUGUUAUGUCUUGGCAGGUUAAUCGUGAUGUUUAUGAUUGA